This is a messenger RNA of Candidozyma duobushaemuli, 2739 nucleotides long. RefSeq names its product Vac7p (gene VAC7). Gene Ontology annotation, cellular component: PAS complex; fungal-type vacuole membrane. Gene Ontology annotation, biological process: protein localization to vacuolar membrane; vacuole inheritance; positive regulation of phosphatidylinositol biosynthetic process. The record is from RefSeq and is a predicted model, not a curated record. NCBI's taxonomy places the organism in Eukaryota, Fungi, Ascomycota, Pichiomycetes, Serinales, Metschnikowiaceae. The coding region runs from base 1 to 2739 and encodes 912 amino acids. The transcript has a single exon.
AUGUCUCUGGAUAAACCCCUGCUGUCCAAAAAUCACAGGCGUCUUUCCAUCAGCAUCCCUCCAAACCAGGGGCUUGGUGGGGAGGAAGCGUCAACGAAACAGGCUGAAUCCACAGAAACCAAACCGAAAACAGGCCCCCAGCCCGAGUCUGGCGUUUAUUCUGCUGUUCCCGGAACACCCAGUGUGCUGACGCCACAGGGCCAGCCUCCACAAGCUCAAUCCAGUUUUCCCCAAGUUUCUAGCGGUUCUGGAAGCCAAAAUAGCACGGGACAGGGAUCUCUGGCUAAUCACAGCUCUGCUAAUGUUGCUGAAGGUCCCAGCGUGAUCAACAAGCAGCUUUUGUCGAAGUUGAACAAGUCUUUGAAGGAGAAGCAGCGGAUCAUUAACAACAAGACAGACUCGAGGAAUCCCGCUUUGAUCCAGGAUAUCGUGACCACGCUGCCACAGCAUGCUACGUUUCCAGGUAACGUGAGCUCGGAAAAGGCCGAGAAAGAGAAGGACGACAAGGCCGACAGUGGAGCCAAUGACAAGGGAGAAAACGGUAACGAUGAACAUCUACAUCCGCCAGGGCACAGCCGAACAGAAACACCGCUUCUGGGCUUGCCGUCUGUGAACGGUAAGCUGGAUCAAGACACGAAAACCAAGACGAAGAAGCGAAUUGCCAAGCAGAACUCCACCCGAACCGACUUCUUCGCUGCUAAGCUCGCCUCGGCUGUAGACGACGUGGACACGUCUGACAGCGACGAGACGUUCGUUUACGAAAACAGCAACAACGAUUUCGACGGCAGCAACGGCGGCGGCGUUGCAGGACCAGCCAUUCUACAUCCAGACGACAACGACAUCAACAAGCCUCCCACGGGGAUCUCUCUCGUUCAAGACAAUAUCAGCGCCGCUGCUAGUCUAAGAAACCCUACGCCGCUUGGCCUGAUAGCCCACAGUCCGUCGGUGGAAGCACGCAAAGAGCUCGGCGACGAGAACACCACUAAUAACCAACAACAGCAUAAUCAACUAGCGCCUGCGGGGCCUCCUCGAGCCGAGCUGAUCCACUCUGUCCAAUCGUCAAAAUGGAAUCUCAGAAGUACCGUCGGGACAUCCAAUACUACACCUCCUUCAACAACGGCUUUGCGUGGACAGCCUCAACAACCCAACGUCAUGAACGUUUAUGGACUGGGUCUGGGCUCCACCUCCGAUGUCCAUCUGUACGCCAACCCGUACAUUGACCAGAACAAGACGUCCAAUCACAAGGCGGGCCGCAAGUCCAGCUCGAACUCUUUGGUUAAUCACGAGAAAAGCAGCAUUCAUCCUCACCAAUCACCACGUUACGCAGCCUCGAAUCAGAACUUUGGGCUGUCUUUGAACUCUCCUGUGGCUCCCAGCGUCAAUGGUGACCGCUACAGUUUCGAAGAUGGGAUCAUGGGCGACGAGGUAUCGUACCAAGGCGACGCUGCGCUGGUUUGCACUGAAUUCAACAACACAGUCACACAAAACUCGGAAAGCGCUAAACCAGAUGAUCAUUUGGCCAGCCGCAGCUCCGACAGAAACCAACGGUCUUCAACGACAUCGCUGAAGCUUCGCUCGACCACUUCCAAGUUGUUCGACAAGAAGGGCGCCCAGCCUCGCCGCUACAGCAUCAUCCCCGACGACAUCGACAUUGAGGAUUUCGAUGACGACCUAAUUUAUUACGACAACAACAUUCGCUUUCCCUACAACAGCCAGAAUGGCAGCCACCUCAACGACACCGCGUCGUUGCUCAAUAAUAAUCACCACAGAAUGACCCACUACCGCUCGUUGAACUUGUCCAAUCCUGGCCCUCGCCAGCAGCAGCUGCUCAACAACAAGCGAUAUGCGUCAAUGGGCUUCCCUUCGCCCACAAGAAACACAAGGGGACCUUCGCAGGGCAACAUCUAUCCCUUCCCGUACCUGGACCAGAAGUACUAUUUUGAUCCUGAAAACUACGACGAGGAAGCGAACAUCGAAAGUCCUGACGAAAUACAAAGCAAGUCUUUCUUCAAUGGCCGGAAUAAGCUCUCUCCGAGCAACACUCACUUUAGACUACCCCGGAAGGUGUCUAGCGAUAGCAUGAAAGGCGGUCAUGUUAGAUGCUUGAAGAGCUUUGUCUACACCAUGGUGAGCAUCUUGAUGAUUCUUGCCAUUGGCUUCGUGCUGGGUUUCCUUCUUGCGUCCACCAAGGACCUCUCCAAUCUAUCUAUCGUGGGUGUCGAGGACGCUCUUGUCAGUCAAGACGAGUUGCUCUUCAAUGUUGUCGUUGAAGCACUCAACCCCGGCUGGUUCACGAUUUCCAUCGAGGACAUUGAGAUUGACAUUUUCGCCAAAAGUGGCUACGUCCAGGACCCCGACCCUGGAGUUGCCAAGGAUCACUCGGUGGAGACGGUGCUUCUCGGCAGCGUUACCAGCUUCGAGACGAUAUUGGAUUUCCAGGGAAGCUUCUUCCAGCGUGACUACCAACAGCAGUCUGGAGAGAUCAAGUUGGUGGCGCCGGGAAGAAACCUUACAGGAAGUAUCGACUCGGCGAUCUUGCAAAAAAGCUUGGGCGGGUAUGACGAAACAGAGACGCCUCCGGACAACUCGGAAAAAUGGGAAGUCAUCCGGAAACAUCCGUUUGAUCUCAUCUUGCGGGGUGUUUUGAAGUACAAAUUGCCUUUGUCAAGCAGCGAGAAGUCGGCGACGGUGAACAAGGUCAGCUUUAUUGACCCGAACACGUCACAGGGCCUUAUUUAG